Messenger RNA from Megachile rotundata (alfalfa leafcutting bee), 1621 nucleotides. It is a transcript of the gene Rrp40, whose product is annotated as exosome complex component Rrp40. Gene Ontology annotation, cellular component: cytoplasmic exosome (RNase complex); nuclear exosome (RNase complex). NCBI's taxonomy places the organism in Eukaryota, Metazoa, Arthropoda, Insecta, Hymenoptera, Megachilidae. The record is from RefSeq and is a predicted model, not a curated record. Gene Ontology annotation, biological process: CUT catabolic process; poly(A)-dependent snoRNA 3'-end processing; U4 snRNA 3'-end processing. Gene Ontology annotation, molecular function: RNA binding.
CCUACUGAAGUUAGCUCAAGUUAGCCACGCUGCGCGAAUUGAAUAUGAUCUCUACUGAAUAAGUAAUCAAACUAAAUAAAAUACAUUACAUGCUCUGCAAUUAAUUCACAAAAAGUGUUUCCUCAAUUUAAUCAAAAGCAUCAAUUACGUUUAAUCCAAUAAUUUAAACAGUAAACUGAGCUUAUUUAUUUGUCACGUUAUUAGGUUAAUGCUUCAUAAUAAGUAUUGCAUCAAUUUAUGUAAUAUACAGUGCGCAGAAGCCAUGCACUUUUGAAUCCAAGCGCGAAAUUAAGAAAACACACUGCAGAAGAUACACGUGACAUACCAUGAUGAAAUUAUGCAUAAAAUUGUAUUGUUUAUAGACAUUUUAUUUGCAGAAUAAUUCUUCAAAUACAUUAAAGUCGUUUCUGUAUAUAUAUUUGCAUAAAUAUUUGAAAUUUUUUAUUCCUAAAAAGAAAUGGAAGUUAGCGUAGGGGAUGUAGUGAUGCCUGGCGAUACUGUGAAAGAUAUUACAACUGUUAACAAAAAGGAAACAAUUAUUUUAGGACCCGGUCUUCGUCGCGAAGCUGAUACAGUAUUUGCAUAUAAAGCAGGUAUACUGAAAAAAGCAGAACCAGCUGUAUAUUAUGUAGAUACUUAUCAAAAACGUUAUAUACCAAACCGUGGAGAAAAUGUAGUAGGUAUAGUGACGCAGAAAGGUGGUGAUAUAUUUAAAGUAGAUAUAGGAGCCAGUGAUCAAGCAUCUCUGUCAUACCUUGCAUUUGAAGGAGCUACUAAAAAAAAUCGUCCUGACAUUCAAGUUGGAGACCUUGUGUAUGCAAAACUUUUAGUUGCUAGUAAAGAUAUGGAAUCAGAGCUUGUCUGUGUAGAUUCUCAUGGCAAAGAAAAGAACCUAGGUGUUUUAAGUAAUGACGGCAUGCUCUUUACAUGUUCUUUAAGCCUUAUUCGGAAGAUACUGAAUCAAAAAUCUCCAUUGUUUAAAACACUUGCGAAUAGUCAAGCAUUUGAAGUAGCAGCUGGUAUGAAUGGGAGGGUUUGGGUGAAAGCAAGGACCAUUCAUGAAACAAUAGCAGUGGCAAAUGCUAUUUUAGCUGCAGAAUAUGCUACACCUAACUAUAUAAAAAAACUGUGCUCAGACAUUGAGAAAACACUCCUUUUAACACAAUCAACUGAUACUGAUUAACAUUACAAUAAAAGACAGUCAUAUCUUAUGAAUGAUUAUUUAUUGUAUCAAUAUGUUUAAUGAAUUUUAUAAAUAAAUCUGUAUGAUUUUUUACGUGAAAUAUGAUGAUUAUAGUGACAACCAUUGUGACAACCAUUGUGAUAAGAAUGUAGAGUUAGAACUACACGUAGUACAUACAUUUUUAAGUAUGCCGAUCAUGUAUACUGCUAUAUAAUACAAUUAAAAUGUGAAUAAUACUACAGUUAAUGAAUGAUGUAAAAAAAAUAUACUUAAACUGUUAUAUUAAUGUUCUGAUUGCAAUUUUGUAAUGAACAUUUAUUUAAUAUAAAAAAGUAUUUUUACGAGGUUGAUGUUACAGAGUAUGUUAAUUUUAACAAAUUUUUAGAGCACUAUUUAAAUUCUAAGAAAAAAUGAACAGGGUACGCUAAUUACUACAGU